Truncatella angustata is the source of this 957-nucleotide messenger RNA. RefSeq names its product Pex19 protein. The coding region runs from base 176 to 844 and encodes 222 amino acids. The transcript has 2 exons. NCBI's taxonomy places the organism in Eukaryota, Fungi, Ascomycota, Sordariomycetes, Amphisphaeriales, Sporocadaceae. The record is from RefSeq and is a predicted model, not a curated record. Gene Ontology annotation, biological process: protein import into peroxisome membrane. Gene Ontology annotation, cellular component: peroxisome; peroxisomal membrane.
AUACCUACGCUUGCCGGAGACGUCCCCGCUGCCGACCCAGAUGACUUCUCGGAAGAAGAGUUCCAACGGCAGCUGCAGGCCGGUAUGGCGGAGCUCAUGGGAGACUUGGACAAGAACGUACGUGACGCAGUCGAACAUAUUGUGACAUGAGGUACUCAAACUGCGACAGCCCGAGAUGCAAGCACAGUUCGAGACGAUAUUCAAGGAGCUCGGCGGCGCCGCUGUGGUAGGCAGCGAGGCCGAGCCUAGCGUACCGAAGAGUUCCAAGACGAAGGCUGCUCUCUCGACGAACGAUCCAGACAGAGUCGCCGCCGAGCUGAGCGAGAAUGUGGACUUUCAGGAGACGAUCCGCCGGACUAUGGAGCGCAUGCAAGCCUCCGGCGACCAAGCCACGGCCGAAGCCGCAGCCCAGGGAUCGGAAGAUGACUUCCUUGCAGAGAUGAUGAAGGCCAUGAAAGACAUGCCUGGCGCCGAGGGUUCUGAAGAGGACUUUAGCAAAGUGCUGAUGGGCAUGAUGGAGCAGCUCACGAACAAGGAGAUCUUGUACGAGCCAAUGCGGGAGCUGAACGAGAAGUUCCCAGCAUGGAUGGAGAAGAACGGCAAGACGCUCAAGAAGGAGGACAAGGACCGCUACGAGGAGCAGCAACGACUGGUGGGGGAGAUGGUCGCCAAGUUCGAGGAGCCGACAUACAAGGAUGGAAACGCGGCGGACCGGGAGUACGUCGUUGAACGUAUGCAAAAGAUGCAAGCAGCAGGCUCGCCGCCUCCGGAUCUAGUUGGCGACAUGCCUUCGGCGAAAGAGGUGCUGGAUGGCCCAGACCCGGACAAUUGCACGCCUCAGUAGAUUGGCAAGGGGGGACACAUUGUAAGGCGUCGAGAUUCGACGGUGAUUGUUUGACUUGAUACCAGAUGCCAUGUGAUUUAUACAUUGCAAUACCUAUGCCCAACAUAGGAAAC